GAGUUACAUGUUUUUAGCUGAUGAUGUUGGGGAUGUGGUUUUAGAUUAUGAAGGUGGUGAUGUUUUUUUAAUUGGUCCUACACGAAAAGGCAAAGGCCCGACAUGUCAAAACUGCUGCUUUUGGGGGCUAAUCACUACAGGAGGCUGCAACCCUUGCCCUCCUUUUAAAUAUAGCUUUUUCAUCUUCAAAACAAAGUAGUACCCGGAAGAAAAAUAUCUGGUCCUUUGAAAUGCUUACAGCUUUGAACAACCCCAAAAAAAUUCUGCCCAUGGUGUAUAACCCCUUCAUAAGUUCUUCUAAACACAACUAUUAUAUCAAUCUCUUUACCCGAAGGGCAUACAAAACCAUUCCAUGUCAUAUCAGAACAAAGGCCUUUUUAUGUAGACUCUUUCCCCCGCAGGUACUGAAGAUCAUCUGGAGUAUCAUGUUCAUGAGUGUGGAGACAUCUUAAACCAUCAGCAUGAAGCUACCGGCAGACUCAACCGACGCUAAACACAUUAUGGAGCAUGUCUUUGCACAGGUGUCGGAAUUCAAGAAACUCAACCAAGCGACUGGAGUGCGUCCAUACACAGGGAACGUUGGAGCAGAUGAUGUUGAUGGUGUAGACAUGGCUUACAGGGUAGUGGCUGAUCAUAUUCGCACAUUGACCAUAGCUCUCUUGGACGGAAGCUGGCCAGAUAAUGUUGGAAGAGGAGCGUAUCAAGCACUCAACUUCAAGCAUGAAAAUCUGUCGCUGAUUCAACCCCGAUUCGUGGCGCCCCUGCCUCCUCUUCAACCAGCGGUACUGAAGAUCAUCUGGAGUAUCAUGUUCAUGAGUGUGGAGACAUCUUAAACCAUCAGCAUGAAGCUACCGGCAGACUCAACCGACGCUAAACACAUUAUGGAGCAUGUCUUUGCACAGGUGUCGGAAUUCAAGAAACUCGACCAAGCGACUGGAGUGCGUCUAUACACAGGGAACGUUGGAGCAGAUGAUGUUGAUGGUGUAGACAUGGCUUACAGGGUAGUGGCUGAUCAUAUUUGCACAUUGACCAUAGUUCUCUUGGACGGAAGCUGGCCAGAUAAUGUUGGAAGAGGGUCAUGAAAUUGUACACAACUUUGUGAGAUAUGCAACUUUGCGUGAACAACAAGCACUCCCCCCUAAACACAGGAAGGUUGUCCGCCGAAACUCCAGGCCUGGCAUUAGGCCUCUGCCUGGUAUGACUCUGACUGUGAAGCAGAUAGAUCUUAUAUCAAUUAGUCUACUUGUUAGAUGCCAAAAAGCAUAAUUGCAAUAAGCCAUAAGAAAAUUCAUGCAAAGGACCUGGAAAAUCUGCAGAAAUAAACCCUAGGACUACUCUGACCAACGGAGGUUGGUGGUUUGGCAGUUGAAGGCUCAAGAAACUUGCUGACCAUCCUGGGUACAACCCCAACAGUCAAUGCCUCUAGCUACGA
Strongylocentrotus purpuratus (purple sea urchin) is the source of this 1432-nucleotide messenger RNA. Its product is annotated as alanine--tRNA ligase, cytoplasmic-like. Bases 462 to 833 code for a protein of 123 amino acids. Gene Ontology annotation, molecular function: ATP binding; amino acid binding; aminoacyl-tRNA deacylase activity. The record is from RefSeq and is a predicted model, not a curated record. Gene Ontology annotation, biological process: alanyl-tRNA aminoacylation; tRNA modification. Lineage: Eukaryota; Metazoa; Echinodermata; Echinoidea; Camarodonta; Strongylocentrotidae. Gene Ontology annotation, cellular component: mitochondrion; cytoplasm. The transcript is spliced from 7 exons.